Molecule: messenger RNA, 681 nt
Organism: Chaetomium globosum CBS 148.51
Lineage: Eukaryota; Fungi; Ascomycota; Sordariomycetes; Sordariales; Chaetomiaceae
Exons: 2
Coding region: 1-681 (226 amino acids)
Biological process (GO): transmembrane transport
Cellular component (GO): fungal-type vacuole membrane
Molecular function (GO): transmembrane transporter activity
Source: RefSeq, a predicted model, not a curated record
AUGUCUGUCGAAGCCGCCAUGAGCGACCAAACCGAGACCAACUCGGACAAGGUCCCCGAACCAACCCCGGUCGAAACGCCCCCCAACGACCUUGAGUUGCCCCCAGAAGAGGGAGUCCAGGGCUGGCUCUGUGUUGCCGGCGCCACCGUCUGUCUUUUCUGCAGCUUCGGAUUCCUGAACGCAAUCGGCGUCUUCCAAGCCACAUAUCAGCAAACUUCACUCCGAGAUUAUACGCCGUCCGACAUCGCAUGGAUCUUUGCAGCGCAGCUGGCCCUCAUGUGGGCGCCAGGCCCGCUCUUCGGCCGCCUCAUCGAUACGUACGGACCUGGGCCGGUGCUGUAUCCAUGCGCCUUUAUGUGCGUCUUCUCGCUAUGCAUGACGAGCCUCGCCGACCGCUAUUACCAGAUCUUCCUGGCGCAGGGCCUUGGCUUUGGCAUUGGAUCGGGCGGCGUCUUCACAGCCGCCAUGGUCUGCGUCGGCCAGUGGUUCGUCCGCCGCCGCGGCCUCGCCCACGGGCAUUGCCAGCACCGGCAGCAGCCUUGGCGGCGUCAUCUUCCCCGUCUUCUUCGACCGCGUCAUGCAGCGCGUCGGCUUUUACGGCGCCGUCCGCUAUACGGCCCUGCUGAUCGGCAUUUUGCUUGCCUUGUCGUGCUUCGCCGUGCGCUCGCGCAUGCCGCGUAA